AUGGCGUUAGUAAAUCAAUUUCAAAAGUUUUCGAGAUCAAUUCUCUGCAUUGCUUCGAAUUAUUCAAAAUUCACAAGCAACACAAUGUUGCCUUUUUUACAGACAACAAGAGGAACAUCAACGACGCAACCACUUUCAGAAAAACAAGAAGUUAAUAUAACAUUUGUUAAGGCAAGUGGAGAGAGAAUCAAAGCAAAAGGAAAAAUUGGAGAUACUAUUUUAGAUAUAGUAGUAAAUAACGAAAUUGAUUUAGAUGGAUAUGGUGCUUGUGAGGGAACAUUAACUUGUAGCACAUGUCAUUUGAUAUUUCCAAAAGAAGUUUAUGAUACACUUCCUGACAAACCAACAGAUGAAGAAUUAGAUAUGUUAGAUCUAGCAUAUGAAUUAACAGACACAUCACGACUAGGUUGUCAAAUAGUAAUGACUAAAGAACUUGAUGGAAUUGAGGACUUGGUGGCGAUCUAUCUGCCGGUGUAUCUGGUGGCGUAACUAUGUUUCUAUGUCCGCUCACAUUUAAAUGAUUGUGCGUCGCUGCGAUCGAAGCUGGCGAUGAAAGCAACAAGGGCGGUGGGGACAUUGACACGUGUCGAUGAUGAUGAUGAUGAUGAUAAUGUUGGUAUUGUGUCGCACGGCUGUGUAUUGUAUGACUGGCAUUUAGUUGAUUUGUCACAGAUCCAACUUUUGUAGGACAGCCAGCAUAGUGGAUAGUCAAUGGACCACGUAGUUGUUGUUGCUGUUGUAAUUGAGGUUGAUUUUGCUGCUGUAAUUGCUGUUGACGCUGCAAUUGUACUGCCGCUUCACAUUGUUCGCGCGCUAACGCCUUUACGGCGUUCGUCUUCUCCUAGAAAAUAAUAAUAAUAAUAAUAAUAAAAGAUUACUUUGAUCAUAAUGUAUUAUAUAUAUAUAUUUUUUUUUCGAACUUGAAAGAAAAGAAAGAAAAAUAAUAUUGUUUUAAUAGAACUUUGUAAACCGAUUCUCAAGAUAUAAUAUAAUAAUCGUAACUUUAAUUCGGAUUUACGUGAUUCAAAAUGUCUUUCUUAUUCACUGUCAAUGAAUUUGAUAUGAGACAAAAAAAUGUUGGAUCAUCGAAUUCUUUCUUUUCUUCAAUAUAAUUAUAUUAUUAAAUGUUUUUAUAUAUAUAAAUAUGUUAUAUAUGAUUUAAUGAUAUACUUUCUGAUAUUUUCAUUCAAAUAUAAAUAAAAUUAUUAAUUAUGACAUAAAUAAAUAAUCUAACUCUUUUACAUAAAAAAUGUAUGUUAUAGAAUAAACAAAAAAUUUGUGAUUGAAAUUAUAAAAUACUUAUAAUAAAAAGAGGCAAUAUCAAUAAUUACAUAUUUAAUAUAGUUUGUGAAUAGAAUGACGCGACAUAGUUAAACGUUUUAGGUAACAUAUACUAAUCGUGUACGCUUGCGUAAUAGGAUUCUCAAAGGCUAUUUCUGUAGUGUUUGUGCAUUCAGUUAUAUUAUGUUUUAUAUGAAAUUUAGAUAAAUCGUAGAAUAAAAAAUUCUUAACAUCUGACGAAUAUAAUUAUGAAAUUAUUAUGUAUGUAAAGAUUGCCAAUAUAAAAUAUUUUAAUAUUUUUAAAUAAAAUAGUUAUUCCAUAACACAAA
This is a messenger RNA of Apis cerana (Asiatic honeybee), 1610 nucleotides long. RefSeq names its product Adrenodoxin-like protein 2, mitochondrial Ferredoxin 2 (gene Fdx2). Gene Ontology annotation, molecular function: 2 iron, 2 sulfur cluster binding; electron transfer activity. The record is from RefSeq and is a predicted model, not a curated record. Gene Ontology annotation, cellular component: mitochondrion. Gene Ontology annotation, biological process: P450-containing electron transport chain. Lineage: Eukaryota; Metazoa; Arthropoda; Insecta; Hymenoptera; Apidae.